AUGGAAGCACUAGUUCCUGAGAUACCGGUUGAUGGAUUGUCCACAACUACGGGUGAUGAUGACUUGAUAGACCAGGUGGAGGGCAGCCCUGAAUGGACACAGUUCCGUGACCGAUUGGCACAAGAUAUGUUUGACGAUUGGGAUCAUAAUUACACCCCGGACUCGGAUAAUGAGGCUAAUGCAUCAGGUCAUAACCCCUCUGAUGGAAGCCCAUGCGUUGGCAUGGAAAACACCUCUGCUACGGCGUCUGAGUCCGGUACGAGGGCAGGAAAGAGAAAGAAAGGGAGUAAAAGGAAAGAAGAGAGGCAGUGGGAGGAGCGUUUUCUAGAUAUAAUGCAAACAUUUUCUCAGGGUACAAAGGACAGCUUGAAUGGCAUCGCAUCAAGGCUUGGGUUUGAGCAUGAUGCUGAGAAGAAAAGGAGUGAGGUGUUUGAUUCAUUGUCUAACAUGCAUUUCCUUUCAACUGAGGCUAAAAUGGUUGUCACCAUGCGUCUGUGUAAGAACCCACAGGAGCUCUCGAUGUUUUUCAGCCUAAGUCCGGAGAAUAAAGCUGUGAUGGUGAAGAUGAUGCAAGAAGGACGGUUGUAG
Messenger RNA from Striga asiatica, 588 nucleotides. NCBI's taxonomy places the organism in Eukaryota, Viridiplantae, Streptophyta, Magnoliopsida, Lamiales, Orobanchaceae. The record is from the annotation of a GenBank genome assembly.